UUUGUGAUUAUUAGUUCUGUGUACUGCAAAUAAAUCACAGCAUUGGCUUUCUGUUGCUUGCUGAUGAAUUUUCACCUGUGCAGAAGUACGGUUUUCUGUCAAAAUGAAAUUUAAAAAGCUGUUGUAGACAUUCAGUGUCUACGAAUUGCAAACUGAUUAAACUUGUUGUCUACCAUUUAGAUAAAAUUAACAACAUGUAAUUAAAUAAUUGCUGAAGUGAAAAAUGCCUUAAAAGGUGAAACACCUGUCUGGAAGCUGUGAUAACUAGAACUACUAGCUUGCUACAGGCUUUGGGGAAAGAAAUAGCAACUUCUGUUUUAUCACUGUCAGGAACUUGAAACAUACUGAUAAGAAUUAAAAAUAGGAGAGCCUUGAUUUCCUUCUGUAAUUUUUCUUGAGAGAGAGUGAGCCUUAUUCCAGCCUUAGCAUUUGUAUCACUGAUUCAGUGCAGGGAUGUUAAUGGAAGGUUGAGAUGUACUUUCAUCGUGCAAACCCCAUCUAUAUUCAUACAGCUUCUGAAAAAUCUGUGAUUUAAUAGGAAAAAAAGGACUUUGUGCAUGCAAUAAACACAUUUUUUAGAUAGAACAUUUAGUUGAGGCAAAUUGGCCUAUUAUUGAUGUUUUAAUUGAAUAUCCUUUAGCUGUUUUUAGCCAGGCUGAGUAAUCCCUAACUAUGGCUCACCAUUUUCUUCUAAUAAAGAAUUGAUACAGUGCCUGUUUUGUCUGUUGUGGGCUAUGAAGGGCUGCUACAUUUGACUGCCCAACCUCUGCCUUUCUUCAUUUGAUUUGGGGUGGUGAGGCUGAUGUUCGUUUCUGUUUUGGUAUCAAACAACUGUUUGAUACCAAACCAGUUUAAUUUCCAGUAAAUUAAACAACCAGUUUCCAGAAAUUAAACAACCAGUUUAAUUUCCCUCUUCUGAAGGGACCCAGCCUUUUCUCUGUGGGCUUUUUGCUGCUACUUUGAAAUAACAGAAAUCCUUAGGACUUCCUGUAUUAAGUAAAAUUGGGCAUUUAAAGGUUGUGUGUACAACUUCAAGUGUUUGACUUCCAUCUCCUGCGUUUUGCAUUCCCCACUCUAAUUAGUGUGAUUUAGGUUUGGUUACUGAUUACGCGUCGGCAUGGCUGAAGGCGUAAUUGACAUCCUAAUGACUUACGCGUGAAGAAGCCAGAACCGUGGCUGAACGGAGCUUAAAGGGCCACAGAGGAAAGAAAGAACAUGAACAUUUCUGAAGGUGUGAGAUGUGUCUGGCUGUGACCUCCUUACCUCAGUAAUAAAGAAGAGUUUUUCUACAGGAGCUUAGGAUAUCUUUACUCCAGCUUCUUAAUAUACUAACUGGAAUGGUGCUCUGACAACAAUUCCCCAUAAUAAAGCACUUACCCUACUACAGAACACUAUUUCUUUCUCUACUGAUAAUGUAACUCAAUGGCGGAAAAUAAUGUUUUGAUAAGCAUGCCUGAAGAUCGUUCAUUUCACGUGCGAUACAGGAUGGAGGCUUCCUGCCUGGAGCUGGCUCUGGAAGGCGAGCGCCUGUGCAAGGCAGGAGAUUGCCGGGCUGGAGUGUCUUUCUUUGAAGCAGCUGUCCAGGUUGGAACUGAAGAUUUACGAACCCUGAGCGCUAUUUACAGCCAGCUGGGCAAUGCCUAUUUCUACCUGCAGGAAUAUGCAAAGGCCUUGGAAUACCAUCACCACGAUUUAACUCUUGCAAGGACAAUUGGAGAUCUGCUGGGAGAAGCUAAAGCUAGUGGGAACCUGGGCAACACCUUAAAGGUACUUGGGAAUUUUGAAGAAGCUAUCGUUUGCUGUCAGAGACAUCUGGAUAUUUCCAGAGAACUUAAUGAUAAGGUUGGAGAAGCAAGAGCACUGUAUAAUCUGGGAAAUGUAUAUCACUCCAAAGGGAAAAAUGUAGCUAAUGCUGGGACUCAUGAUCCAGGGGAACUUCCAGAUGAUGUGAAAAAUGCUUUACAGAAAGCUGCAAAGUAUUAUGAGGAAAACCUGUCAAUAGUAACAGAGCUGGGUGACAGAGCAGCACAAGGACGUGCCUUUGGAAAUUUGGGAAACACACACUAUCUUCUGGGCAACUUCAGGAGUGCAGUUUUAGCCCAUGAACAGCGUCUCCUUAUUGCAAAAGAAUUUGGUGAUAGAUCGGCAGAAAGAAGAGCAUACAGCAACCUUGGAAAUGCCUACAUAUUCCUGGGGGAAUUUGAAACUGCUGCUGAAUACUACAGGAGGACGCUGCAGCUGGCUCGGCAGCUGAAGGACAGAGCUGUGGAAGCGCAGGCCUGCUACAGCCUGGGGAACACCUACACUCUGCUCCAGGACUACGAGAAAGCAAUUGAUUAUCAUCUCAAACACCUCGUGAUUGCUCAGGAGCUACAUGACAAAAUUGGGGAAGGAAGAGCAUGCUGGAGUUUAGGGAAUGCUUAUACUGCUCUGGGAAAUCAUGACCAAGCCAUCCAUUUCGCAGAAAGGCACCUGGAGAUUUCAAGAGAGGUGGGAGACAGAAGUGGAGAACUCACUGCCAGACUUAAUCUCUCAGAUCUUCAAAUGGUUCUUGGAUUAAGCUACAGCACAAACAACUCCAUGAUGGCAGAAAGCCAUGCAGUGGAAAACAGUUUAAAUGGUGGCAGACCAAGAGGACGCCGUUACAGUAUGGAGAACAUGGAACUUAUGAAAUUAACACCAGAAAAGGUUCCAAACUGGAACAGUGAGAUUCUUGCUAAACAGAAACCACUGGUUGCCAAAACUUCAGCAAAACUUCAUUUUGUAAAUCGACUAAAAGGCAAAAAGUACAAAAAUGGCACCACCUCCAAAGUUUUGCAGGAUGCCAGUAAUUCCAUUGAUCAUCGACUUCCAAACUCUCAGAGGAAAAGCAGCCGCGAGACAAUGGCAGAUGAAGGGUUCUUUGAUCUGCUGAGUCGCUUCCAGAGUAACAGGAUGGAUGAUCAGAGGUGCUGCUUCCAGGAGAAGAACAGACUCUCAGCCACUUCAGCGGCAACAUCCUCUACUCCACCUAAAACGAUGAUAAAAUCCUUUUCCACGUCCGUGGUGUCCCCGCACACGGACGAGUUCCUGGACCUGCUGGCGAGCUCGCAGAGCCGCCGGCUGGAUGACCAGCGCGCCAGCUUCAGCGAGCUGCCCGGCCUGCGCCUGCGGCGGCGCGGCAGCCAGGCCCUGCUGGGCCACCUCAUGGCCAGCAGCAACAGGGAGCUGGAUGACGACUUCUUCGACAUACUGAUUAAAUGCCAGGGUUCCAGACUGGAUGAUCAGAGAUGUGCUCCUCCAGGAGCUGCCAAAGGCCCCACUGUACCAGAUGAGGAUUUUUUCAGCCUGAUUUUGCGCUCACAAGCGAAGAGAAUGGAUGAGCAGAGAGUCCACUUACCCUCAGCUAUAAAGGGACCCAAUUCCAGCUGA
This is a messenger RNA of Motacilla alba alba, 3411 nucleotides long. RefSeq names its product G protein signaling modulator 2 (gene GPSM2). The coding region runs from base 1423 to 3411 and encodes 662 amino acids. The transcript has 15 exons. Gene Ontology annotation, molecular function: GTPase regulator activity; protein binding. The record is from RefSeq and is a predicted model, not a curated record. Lineage: Eukaryota; Metazoa; Chordata; Aves; Passeriformes; Motacillidae.